GAAAUAGUCGGGCGUUAUUUGGUGAACACUCCUAACUUCCGACAUCUCUAUUUUGAAUUUUCGAAAAAACGGAUGGUAACUCCACCAAUAUUAUCUUUUUUUUUUGUUUUGAUUGGCUUUGUCAGUUAUGACUAUUAAUAAAUAAGAGCGCGUAGCUGACAUGUCCACGCUGUUCCCCUCCUUGUUUCCCCGAAUAACUGAGUCUCUGUGGUUCAACUUGGACCGACCUUGCGUAGACGAGACAGAGCUCCAGCAGCAAGAACAGCAGCAUCAAACCUGGUUGCAGAGCAUUGCUGAGAAGGACAACAAUCAACUACCAAUUGGGAAAACUAUUUUUGAGGGAGGGGGAUAUGAGGAGGAGGAAGAGGAAGAUGAUGAAGACGAGGAGGACACCGAGGAGGAGUCCGAAGAUGAAGAAGACAUGCAGGACAUGGACGAGAUGAACGAUUACAACGAGUCACCUGACGAUGGCGAGAUCAAUGAGGUGGACAUGGAAGGGCAAGACCAAGAUCAAGACCAAUGGAUGAUUUGACAAAGAAAGUGUUUUUUUACUUUUGCUAUUAACAUGUGAUUUUGUUGACUACAAAAAUGACUAUGACUACAAAUAUGUGGUACGUAUGCAUCAUCCAAUAACAUAUUGCUGGUCAAUGCGGGACAUUGCUUGCUGGUAAAAUUGCUCCUGGCGGCAAAGUUCCUCACAGGGGAUUUCAUAUUUCUUGGUUUAAUAGUACAUCCUGUUUAAACCCUUCUCACCAGUUAACCUUGGCCAUAUCAUGUUUUUCAUGUGACACCAACUGACAAUACAUUUUAGCUGAGUCAGCUAUAAAACGUGUUACUCAAGGAGAUUUAUUGGAAAGAUUUUGCAGUAAACUCGCCUGAUUGUUUC
Molecule: messenger RNA, 886 nt
Organism: Syngnathus typhle (broad-nosed pipefish)
Lineage: Eukaryota; Metazoa; Chordata; Actinopteri; Syngnathiformes; Syngnathidae
Gene: anapc15
Product: anaphase promoting complex subunit 15
Exons: 5
Coding region: 161-532 (123 amino acids)
Biological process (GO): regulation of mitotic cell cycle spindle assembly checkpoint
Cellular component (GO): anaphase-promoting complex
Source: RefSeq, a predicted model, not a curated record